This is a messenger RNA of Leguminivora glycinivorella, 5083 nucleotides long. Its product is annotated as inositol hexakisphosphate and diphosphoinositol-pentakisphosphate kinase 2. Lineage: Eukaryota; Metazoa; Arthropoda; Insecta; Lepidoptera; Tortricidae. Gene Ontology annotation, molecular function: diphosphoinositol pentakisphosphate kinase activity; inositol hexakisphosphate kinase activity; 5-diphosphoinositol pentakisphosphate 1-kinase activity. The record is from RefSeq and is a predicted model, not a curated record. Gene Ontology annotation, biological process: inositol phosphate biosynthetic process; inositol metabolic process. Gene Ontology annotation, cellular component: cytosol.
UUUAAGUCAAUUUGCCAUCUUGUGGUAGUGUUUAUAGAUCUUUAAUCUGAGUUUUAAGACCUGUACAAUAGUGCUCUAUUUAGUUUAUGAGGAUGUAUUAAACAAUGGACGAGGGCGAAUUGGAUCUCUGCGACUCCCUGGACCCACACUACGAUGGCGGCGGCAAAAAGGUUGUGGUGGGCGUGUGUGCCAUGGCCAAGAAGUCGCAAUCCAAACCCAUGAAGGAAAUCCUCACGCGCCUCGACGAAUUCGAGUACAUCAAGAUGCUCGUCUUCCCAGAGGAGGUUAUCUUAAAGAGUCCCGUAGAAGAGUGGCCUAUCUGCGACUGCCUCAUAUCGUUCCAUUCGAAAGGCUUCCCGCUUGACAAGGCCAUACAGUAUGAGAAACUUAGGAAGCCGUAUGUUAUCAACAAUCUGCAUAUGCAGUACGAUAUCCAGUUUUCGCGGCUGUUACAGGAUCGCAGAAAAGUGUACGCUAUCUUAGAAGGUGAAGGAAUAGAGAUACCAAGAUAUGCAGUUUUGGAUAGAGACUCGCCGGAUCCUAAGCAUCACGAGUUAGUAGAAUCCGAAGACCACGUGGAGGUUAAUGGAGUUGUCUUCAACAAGCCUUUCGUAGAAAAACCAGUUUCUGCCGAAGAUCACAAUAUCUACAUCUACUACCCAACGUCAGCCGGCGGCGGCAGUCAGCGGCUGUUCAGAAAGAUUGGAAGUCGUAGCAGCAUUUAUUCGCCAGAGUCUAGAGUAAGGAAGACUGGAUCUUUUAUCUACGAGGAUUUUAUGCCUACUGACGGCACCGACGUCAAAGUAUACACAGUGGGUCCGGACUACGCUCACGCAGAGGCGCGGAAGAGCCCAGCUCUUGACGGAAAAGUAGAACGAGAUUCUGAGGGAAAGGAGAUCCGUUAUCCGGUCAUUUUGUCUAACCAGGAGAAGCUUAUUUCGAGGAAAGUCUGUCUGGCGUUUAAGCAGACUGUUUGUGGAUUUGAUUUAUUGAGAGCGAACGGCAAAUCAUUCGUCUGCGAUGUGAACGGCUUCUCCUUUGUGAAAAACUCCAACAAAUACUACGAUGACUGCGCUAAAAUUCUCGGGAAUAUGAUAUUACGCGAGCUAGCGCCGACGCUGCAUAUACCGUGGUCUGUGCCAUUUCAACUCGACGAUCCGCCUAUAGUGCCUACUACGUUUGGCAAGAUGAUGGAGCUAAGAUGUGUAGUGGCAGUCAUUCGUCACGGCGACAGAACGCCCAAACAGAAGAUGAAAGUUGAGGUGCGGCACCCGAGAUUCUUCGAAAUCUUCGAGAAAUACGCCGGCUUCAAGCGUGGACACGUCAAACUAAAGAAACCCAAGCAGCUGCAAGAAAUUCUGGACAUUGCACGCGCUCUAUUAGCCGAUAUACAUACGAGGCAUGCUGAUCCAGAAAUAGAGGAGAAACAGGGAAAAUUGGAGCAGCUCAAGAGUGUUCUCGAAAUGUACGGUCACUUCUCCGGCAUAAACCGCAAGGUGCAGAUGAAGUACCAGCCGCGCGGGCGGCCUCGCGGCUCCAGCUCCGACGACGGUAACGCGCCCCCACUACACGUAGAGGGCGCCGGCGAGCCGUCACUGGUGCUGAUCCUGAAGUGGGGAGGCGAGCUGACCCCGGCGGGACGGAUCCAGGCUGAGGAACUAGGGCGCAUGUUCCGCUGCAUGUACCCCGGCGGCCAGGGCCGGCACAUACCUGGUGAAGGCGGCACUCAAGGCCUAGGGCUCUUGCGUCUCCACUCCACAUUCCGCCACGACCUCAAAAUAUACGCAUCGGACGAAGGGCGAGUCCAAAUGACCGCCGCCGCGUUCGCAAAAGGACUGUUGGCUUUGGAAGGCGAACUGACUCCUAUACUAGUGCAGAUGGUUAAAUCUGCUAAUACCAAUGGACUUUUGGAUAAUGACUGUGAUUCUUCGAAAGUGCAGAACAUGGCAAAAGCGCGCCUCCACGAAGCAAUGCAAGUGGACCGCGAGUACGAGCAAGACCGCCAGCGCAUCAACCCCUGCGAGAGCCUCAGCAUCACUGCCGCCAUGGACUUUGUCAAGAACCCGGUGCGCUGCUGCGCGCACGUGCACACACUUAUACAGCAGCUCGUGCAUAUAGUGCUGGUGAAGAAGGACGACCCCAAGACUAAAGACACUAUCCUCUACCACGGUGAGACCUGGGAGCUGAUGGGCCGCCGCUGGGGCAAGAUCGAAAAGGACUUCUGCACAAAGAACAAGACGUACGACAUAUCAAAAAUACCCGACAUCUAUGACUGUAUCAAAUACGAUCUUCAGCACAAUCAGCACGCGUUGCAGUUUGACUUGGCUGAAGAGCUUUAUAUGUAUGCCAAGUACUUGGCGGAUAUUGUUAUACCGCAGGAAUAUGGACUGACCAUGCAAGAAAAGCUCACGAUCGGGCAAGGGAUUUGCACGCCGCUGCUCAAAAAGAUCCGCGCAGAUUUGCAGCGGAACAUCGAGGAAUCGGGCGAGGAGACGGUUAAUAGACUUAACCCAAGAUACAGCCACGGAGUAUCGUCACCGGGGCGACACGUGAGAACGCGUCUGUACUUCACUAGCGAGAGUCACGUUCAUUCCUUACUCACCGUGCUACGCUUCGGCGGGCUGUUAGAUGUGCUAAAAGACGAGCAAUGGCGGCGCGCGAUGGAAUAUGUGUCCAUGGUCUCAGAACUCAACUACAUGUCGCAGAUUGUCGUUAUGCUGUAUGAGGACCCUACGAAAGACCCUUGCUCUGAAGAAAGGUUCCACGUGGAGCUCCACUUCAGUCCGGGCGUGAACUGCUGCGUGCAGAAGAACCUGCCGCCCGGUCCAGGUUUUCGGCCACACAGUCGGAACCACUCCACUACUAACAACUCUCAGAGCUCUUCCGAAGAAGUGAAGUGUAUAGAAGAAGAAGCAGAAGAUGACCAGAUGGCGAGUCAGGAGACGUUACAGCCGGACACUGAUGAGCUGGAUAACACGUUUUCUCCGAGGAAGAAUUCUAAAUCAAAAUUGAGGCCUUCCGAUCCGAUUCCAAUUUGCAAUCUCCACUACACGGUGAGCGGCCACGAGGCGGUGUCGCUGGCGGCGCGCCUCAACGAGCUCCGGGCGCGGCCCGACCAUUCCUCACAUCGCGAAAAGAGCGAAGAGAAAGAGCAAAACCCCAGCGAAGACCCGCAACCCCGAGCGCGGAGCUACGACCAACACAAACAGCACGACAGCGUCCCCGUGCUAACGCUCACGACGCCUUCCGGGUCGAUUUCGGCGCCCGAAACGCCGGAAUUCGAUCUGGAAGGGGUCGAGUCCAGUACUAACGAGCUGCCGCUGUCCGCGAUCACAUUCGGUAGUAGAGUAGAGGUGGGGCCCGGGCGGGUGGCGUCGUGGCCCCGCCUCGAGGAGUCACUGUGGCGCGGCGCAGGGCGGCGCCAGCGGCACAGCAUCGGCGGCCAGAUGAGCUACCUCAAGAUGCUCGGGCUCGCGCGCGGCAAGGCGCAGGGCGCCGCGGGGCUCUUCAGCACCGCCGUCAUCUCCGGCUCCAGCUCCGCGCCCAAUCUGCGAGUCUGCAUACCCGCCGCUGCUGCCAACAACACCGCACUGGAAGGCUUCGGCGGCGUGCCGGCCAUAAGGCCUCUAGAGACUCUGCAUAACGCGUUAUCGCUGCGUCAGCUCGACGCCUUCCUUGAGCGAGUCACAGCUGCGCCCGUGUUGCUCGGCACACCUCCAUCAGCGCCGCCGCCCACUCCGCCCGCCAAGCCCGCCUCGCCCACCAACAGUGUGGGCUGGAGCGGGCCUUCGUCCCUGAUGUCGUCGUCGGGCGAGCUUCCCAGCGGGCUGUCGUCGGCCGGGCCUUCUUCACCCAACUCCAACUACGCCUCCAACUCAGACCACAAGAACUGCUCCGAAAGUAGCAAUUGGAGUAAAAAUGUGGCGAGCAAGCUCCCCCAGUGGGACGGGGAGGCGGCCACUCUGUGCGGCGCCGACGCCGGCCUGCCGCCUUUCGCGCACCACCCAGGUUCUUCUGUUAGCGGGGACGUGACGCCCGUGUCGCUCGCCUCCGAGCUAGAGUUCAACAGCAACGAGGCUACGGCCGGCUCCAUCACGGACCACGACCUUAUGAGUGCUGAAGGCGAGGACGACGAGGAGACGCUCUCGAUGGAGCCGCACAGCAGCUCGCCGCUGCGCUUCAUCCGCAACGACCUCGCCGCCGCCGCCGCGCCGCCCGCGCUCCCCGCGCACAAGCUGGACAACUGCCGCGCCUCCACCAGCGCCGCGCCAGACCUCGCCACCGACUUGCACAAGUCCAAGGACAACGUCAACAGCAUCAACAUUAACAUAGACAGCGAAAAGAACAACAAGUACACCAAAGUAGACUCCUCACACUAUAUAAGCAACUUGAACUCGCUCAACGACACCGGCAAGAACAAAAACAAGAAGAAUGAACUACUCAACAACGGGAGUCGGAGAUAUAGCGAUAGUAGCGCGCAGAAAAGCAACCCAGGAAACGUGGCGGGCAGCCGGUUCACCACGACGCUGGUCGCCGAGGACCUGCUGCGACCGGGCACGUCGAAGGAGAGUAAGUCCAAUAACAACUUGCCUAACGCCCCGGAGGUCAACGCCCCUUCGGUCACCAAAGCUAACAAUGCUGCCAUCAAGCCCGGCUUCACGAUCACGGACGAUUAGUGUAAACCACACCUAAAUCAUGUGCACCCUGUGCGAUGCUUUUCCAGAAUUACAUGUAUUAGUUUAAGAUGAAUUGUGAUAUUGUUAGAAAACACUAAUAGUGUGCAGGCUGCCAGAUAGGCUGUUAAGUAGCUAUUUUUAAUUAGACAAAUUUUGCCACUGUCAAUCACUCAUUAAAAUUAAAAUUGUAUCAUUGAUAAGUUCAAAUGCACAGAUUCAAUGCAAAUGUUUGGUAUGUGCUUCUGCUAGAACUGCUUGCACAAAAUAAAUGAAUGUUAUUAUGUAGUUAAAUGCUAUUCGCAAUACAGGUUUUUUAAUAGAUACACAUUUUCAGAUAAUAAACAGCAUCUUGAAUCAACAGGCUGCCUGGAGUAGACAAUUGUAUUAGAAUUCAUUUCUUACAUGCA